AGAAAGUCACCCGGGCGCGGUUGGAGUAGUCUCAAUAGCCUCUACACGCUGAAAGCCUUCCUGAUGGAUGCAUGGAGGUGCCCUCGAAUGCGGUGGAGAGUAUUCCCCGUCGUCUGCUGUGCGCGGACGCCCUGCAGACGUGACGUCACGCGUUGCCAGGUUUGAAAACUCCAGCGCCUCUACCAGUCGCACGCCAACCUUUGGAUCGCGAGCACGUACCCCCUGUGUCGGUCGUCCCGUCCCGGUAAAUCGAAUAUCACCAAUGUUUUUGUCUCGGUUAAAUGAGUGAAAACAAAAAUUAACUGAAUUUAAAUUGAUUAAAAUAAAAUAAUUGUCGUAUCGUGUUCAUGGUUCCGUGAGUUUGUGUUUAGUGUGUCGCAAGUAUCGAUUAAAUUGGCCGAUCGGGGGCUGAUUAUCGCGGCGCGAGUGAGUGUAAAUAUUUACGAAUGAAUGGUGAGAUAAAUUGACUCGAAAAUCUACUUUACAAAACACGAAAAUUGUUGUGCCAAGGCGGGGUUCAGGGCAUAUUUAAAUUCACCCCCGUUUUAUUCCGGCGUUCACUCCAAUUGCCGGUGUGUGAUGUCCUAGUGAACAAUACAGUUUCCACGGUAAAAAAAAAAUAGAAUCGCGCGAGGAUUAACGAUCCGUGGUGAAUAUUUUUUUCAAGUGAUUUCCCCAAGUGAUGAAAACAAACGUUUAAUAAAACAUAAAAUUGAUCAGUGUCGCGUGAAGAGAGGGGUAAUAAAAUAGUUCAUGUAUUUUGAGGAUAGAUUGAUCAUCAGUAAUAUCAAUUGUAACAGACAUUCAUUAGUCUGUUAUCUUAUUGGAGAUUGAUUAACGGUGACGGAGUGUUACCUCUGCUGGUGGUGCUGAUGGUUUAGGUGAAUUCAAUUGAAUUCCGUAUUUAAUUGAAUUAUUUAUUGAAAGUACAUCGAGUGAUAAGUGGCAGUGAAAUUCAGUGAUUAGUGGUUUUGUGGUGUUAGUGGUGGAGAGAUAUUCGGUAUUUUGUAACUGAAUUCUUACAAUGAAUGAGACCCGUGACUCCAAGUGAUAAUAGCCCUGUUACAUCGGCCUCACCAGGGGUUUGUGAUCAACAUGUCUAACGUUUUGUUUCUACUGUUCCUUGGAUCGUUACCGGUGAUACAUGCUGAUAAUUUGGCUACUUUAUUAGGUACAUUAAAGACCUAUCAGCGAGCUGCUUGCGAUGAAGAAACGAUGUCACUGCGGUGUCCCCCGGGCACCUCCAUCUCAGUCGUUCAUGCACGAUAUGGGAGGGUGGCUGAGGCAGCCGUUGGUAAAUGUAACAAUCCAGAAUUACCCGCCUCAGUUGCACCGACUAACGAGACGUGUUUACUCUCUCAUGCCCUUCAGUAUUCACUGUUGCAGACCGUAGUGGAAAUAUGUCAGAAGAACCGAAACUGCAAGUUUAAUACAAGUCCAAAAAGUUUCCAGAAUGAUCCUUGUCCAGGGUUAGCCAAGUACAUCGAAGUCGCCUACAAGUGUCGUCCCUAUGAAUUCAGGAGCAAAGUUGCCUGUGAAAAUGAUGCUGUUAAUCUUCUGUGCUAUCCUGGAAAACGUGUAGCAAUUCUGAGUGCCUCCUUUGGGCGAACUGAAUAUGAAUCACUGCAGUGUCCUCAACCGCACGGAGUCAAAGAAGAAACUUGUACUGCUCCAUAUGCAACUGAAACAGUAAUGCAACUGUGCCACGGUAAGCGGAGAUGUUCCGUAACUGCCAAUAGUUCCACUUUCGGAGACACCUGCAAACCCGACACCAGGACUUACUUGAAGAUUAUAUACACGUGUGUUCCAAGAGGAGUUCUGAGGGAACAAUUCGCUGGCGAUGUUGAGGCAGAUGAGAUGGAUCUUGCUCCUGAGUUCGAUGAGGGCUUCGACCGUACGGACUUCAAGACGGAGUUCAGCCCGAGUCCAAAUCUUGGGGGACCGCAGCCUCAGCCACGAGAUAACGGCACAAUGAAAUCUCCGACCGUAAGCUCCUCACCACCCCGUGCUCGAACCAAUAACGACAUGGAUGUACGGCACAAGCUAAAAACAGUCGGUAAAGAGGGCAAGACCCAAAGGCGAAUGCACGCAUCGACGAACGAUAUUGAAGGAACAAUGAGUCCAACCGACAAUUCAUCGUCAACCAAUUGCACGACCGUGAUUUAUGCAAAAGCCGAGGAGGAUGAGGUGGCCAUUGGAUACCUCAGUGAAUGGAUCAAUGCCUAUUCAUUCAUUUCAAAAAAUCAAGAAAAAUUCUACCUCUACAUAAUUAUCUCGGUGGCAGCUGGUGGUCUUCUCUUCUUGGGUCUCAUUAUCGGUCGUUUACUGGUGAGUCGUCAUCGUAGCAAGAAGGAUGCCAAUUUUCACACGAACAGUGAGACUCUCCCCAAUGGUUUCGCUGAUGAAAUCUCGGAAAUCGAUGCUGACAUUGAUCUCACCACUCCUGUGCCCAUUCCCAUGCAGGACCCGGGUACCCCAGAAACACAAUUAGCGGAGCGACUCCACAGCGAGCGCUAUUACGGAGAUAACAGAAUGCCAAUGGGACAGGUACAUCAAAUCCAGCCGCACACAGGUAUUCGUGUAGACUUGGGAAAUCACAUGAUUGGCGCUGACAGUUUACACACGAUACUCCGAACUGAGACACCAAGGAGUAUGUCACAAAAGAAUUAUUAUUACGGGUGACAUGAAGAUCGGGACGUUUCCUGCAGUGGACGUCCCACACCUCUAAGUCCUGUACCUGAAGUUAGUACGAGAAAGUACUGCUUCUAAAUACAAUAGCCAACUUACAACUACGUAUUUUCAUUUGUAAAAGCUAAAGAUUCAAUAGAUAAUUAACAUUGUAAAUAAUGGAAGAAUUUGAUAGGCUCCAGAGGUACCAGAAGACGAACAAAUGAAGAAAAAUAUUAUUUAAGUAGUUACAAUUAUUUUAAUUUUACUAAAGAACAUUCUGAGCCAAUUUUUUCAUCAAUUAUGUUCCUCUCUUUUCGUUCAUUUGCGUGGAAUGUGGGAAAAAAUUAUGAGUCACAUUAAUUGACGUCAGGAAUGGAGAGAGAAUAUUUCACUGGAGGAUAAGUUGCCAGGAAAUAUCUUGGCGGCGUUCACUAUUGACUUAUGUGGAAAAAAUCGUUGAAGUUUUCGUGCUAAAGUUUUCCCAUCUUAUUAACAUCCGAGAUAUUCGUUUAAAACUGAUCCUCAAGUGAAUUCAACGAUGAACUGGCGAUGAAUAAAUGUCGGAGAUACAGUGAAGAGGAAUCAAUUGCAUUUCUGAAGAAAGUCAAUCCUUAAACCCAGAAAAUAAUUUGUGAAACUGUGACAACGUCGAUUGACAUAAUGUAUUUCUUUUCUCAGCAUUGGUAAACCUGUCACGCUCUCCUGGGGGUGCACGAUGUCCAUAGUCACGCGCAUAAACACAUGUAAAUUUUUUCCAUCGCAACUCGUUUAUCCGAAAAAUUUAUCACCCAUGUCUUUCUAAUUUUCUAUCCAUAAAAAAGCCCUUAUCAGCUUCAGCUUUGAUACGCCAGUGAGACUUAACGUAGACACGACUAGGUGUCCGUGUGUCGUGAAUGGAUCAGUCGCCGAUUAAGGUUUCGCCACCUAGGCGUAUCCAAGUUAAGUCUAACUGCCCUAUCAAAGCUACCACUGAUAAGGGUUUUUUUUAUUGUCCUGUGAUUCUAAGGAACAGUCUGAACCGAUGGAUUUUUUUGCAAAAAAAGUAUUUAUCCACGAGGUACACGCGCUCUCCGAAAACUGCCGAGUUUUUUUAAUUUGCAAUAUUGUUAGAAACUUUUCAUUUCAUUCGGCGUUCAUUAAUCGAGCGAUGUUAUAAUCGCAUGCAGAAAAUAUUGUCUGUCAAACGAUGAGAAAAGUAUUAGCUGACUCAUGUGAUGACAAUCCUCGACAUCGACUGGGAUUAUCAAGUCGCAUUCGUCAAAUAAUACUUUUAUCUCGUGUGACAUAAUACUCUAUUUUUAAUGCGGAAAUUUCCGAGGUACUUCAAUUAAUGAAUUGAAUUUUAUGCGUCAGUAGUCGGCACGAAAAAAAUGGCGCCUUUGGCUCCUCUCAGAGAAGGAGCGAUCGAGGGGUAAUUCCUCACCUUCGCAUUUUUUCAGUUUUUCUCAUGAGUCUCUGGAGCAUCAAUCAUAAUUAUCAGGGUAGUUAAUUUCUGUAUUAUGAUGUAAAAGAAUUAUUUUUACCGCUCACACUUGUAAAAAAUAUAUCCUCAACUGCAUUUUAUUGUAAUUACUCAGCUUGAAAUUGAAAACGUCAGUACUGAAGUUUUUUGACAAUUGAAAAAUGAAUUACGGUAAAAUGUUAUAUAAUUAUCACUCAAAUUAUGAAUAAAUCAAUGAAUACUUAUUCAAUUCUGUAAAUAAAUUUAUGAUCCAGUGCAAUUGUGUAUAUGCUGACUGCGGAAUGUACGUUGUCCGCAAUUCCAACACAAUUCACGGAAAGAAUGUCUAUGAAUACAUUUCGAUGGCGAAUAAAAUCAAUGUAAGACUCAUUUUGUAAGUGGGUAUUGACGAUCUAAUAAACCUCAAGAAAAUAUUUCAUAUGGAAAUAGUAUGAUUAUGAUGAUAUAUGAAAUGUUAGAAAAAAUGAUAAUUAAAUAUAUUCAUCUGUGUAUAGUACCUUUGAUUUACAAAAAUCUGCAGCAAAUCUUGAUUCAAUGGAAAUAUCAUUUUCUUAUCUCUAGAAAAUUAUAAAUAAUAAUCCAUUAAUCAUUAUUGUGUCAUUGUGCACUAAAAAUUGGACAGACAAUUCUAUCAGAUUUCUAUCAUAUGAUUAUCAGUUGAAAAAAAAUUUAGCUUGUGAAUUUGCUAGAGUUUCCUAUUAUUUUUUUCCCACGUGAUCUUACCAUUAGUCCGUAAAUGAUUCAUAAGAUAUUACGGGGGUCUAACUCCGCCCCAAUAAGUGAAUCGAGUGAAAUUGAUUUAUUUAUUUUAUCAUAAUGGCCAUUCAUAACGAUUUCAUCGAUCUUAAUUGUACCAAAGAGCUAACGAUAACAGAGAGCAUGAAAUUACUGAUGAUGUUCUGUCACAAUUUUUUACAUUACGGGGAAGAUGCAUCCAAAUUUCUUCCAUUGGAGCCCCCUCUUCCUUUGAAAACCAACUGAUGGAAUUAAAUAAUUACUAAAAUGUAUGAACAUACGAAAUUGAGUACUUAAAUAUUAUUUACACCGUGUCCAUAAUAUUUAGUGCCAGUGUGUUAAAUGUUGAGAGAGAGGGCUGUACUAUACAUUAACAAUAACAAAUAAAUAGCAAUGACAAUUCUAUACUUGUUAAAGAUAAAUUAUGCUGAGUGCCUGAUAUUUUUGAGGGUGUCACGGUGAACUGCGUGAGCAGCUCAAUUCUCAUUCUGUGAAAAUUAUUGGAGUAACGAAAUAUUAUUCCCCGAAGUCACCUAAAACAUUUAAUUUUCUAUCGAAAUAGAUCUACACCAUGAACUUAUUGCAAUGUAAAAGAAAUCUCACGCAUUUUACCACACCUUCAACAAAGUUAUUAUUGUAAUGUUUUAUAUGAGAAAUAAAAAUGACUAAUGAACAGCCACGAGAUGGUCAUGAUGAAGAUUGAGAGAAAUUUUAACAAAGUAAAAAUCAAUCAUGAGUGUGAAUUUAUUGUAUGUAUAAUAACCAAAUGUAUAUAGGGAAUCGAGGUUAAUUUAAAAAUUAGGAAAUUAAUCAUUGUUGGUAGAUUAACGAAUGAAAUCAUCAGUGAAUGAUUGUGAUGAAAUGAUAAGACGUUAAAUAUAAGUAAGAUGUAACAUUUUCAAUUAAAACGUGUCGGAUAAUUAAUUUGUCAUUCAUAUCAAGUCAGAUUAUUCAAACUGUUCGCUAUUCAUUUUGUCAUUGACAUUUUACCACCACUGGAUAUUUCAGUAAAUUAAUCACUCAUAGGAUUGCAUAAUUCAUUUACAUUGAACAUUAUUCUCGUAGUAAUAAAGCAUUAACGACAACUGUAAAAAAAAACCCUCCGAGCAUAUUUCUGCAGACUCGAGCUGCAUAGCUGAAGAAACAUGAACGUAAUUGAGAUGUUUUUUUUAUCUCAAGGGUAAUUUAACGAUGUUAAGAAACAAAUUUACUACUCAAUACUCAUAUCUCAUGAGGUCAAAUGAAAAAUUUGUAUCGAGACGAAUUAAAUAAACAGAGUAUCGAGUUGUAUUACUGUACGUGGAUAUUAUUAUUGUAACGAAUGUACGACUGUUGUUUCAUGAAGAAUGGAAGAGAGAAAUUAAAAAAUACACACCUAAAUGAAUUCAAA
This is a messenger RNA of Diachasmimorpha longicaudata, 6257 nucleotides long. RefSeq lists its product as uncharacterized. The coding region runs from base 1096 to 2682 and encodes 528 amino acids. The record is from RefSeq and is a predicted model, not a curated record. The transcript is spliced from 10 exons. NCBI's taxonomy places the organism in Eukaryota, Metazoa, Arthropoda, Insecta, Hymenoptera, Braconidae. Gene Ontology annotation, molecular function: carbohydrate binding.